AUGGCUGGCGAAGAAGGCAUCAUCCACGACCAUGAUGCGAUGGGGGAGAAAAUUGAAAUGUCGCACGAGGAAAUCGUCCACCUCACCGAGCUGACACCGGAAGAGAAAAUAGUCGAGAAAAAACUGCGACGCCUUAUCGAUUCCAUCAUCCUCCCUUUUGUCAUCACCGUGUAUCUCAUGAAUUAUAUUGAUCGAAACAACUAUGCCUCUGCCAAAUUGCAAGGUCUCAUGACCUCGUUACACAUGAACGCCAACCAAUACCAGACCGGUCUGUCCAUCCUAUUCGUUGGAUACAUCUUGAUGCAAGUCCCGUCCAACUUGGCCCUCAACUAUGCGGGUCGACCAUCGCUAUACAUCGGUUUUUUCGUUGUUGUCUGGGGUUUGGUUUCUGCUCUGACCAGCCAAGUCAAGAGCUAUGGCGCGAUUGUCGCAUGUCGUUUCGUCCUCGGUGUAGUCGAGGCUCCAUUCUUUGCGGGUGUCUUGUUCUAUCUUUCAAGUUGGUAUACCAAGAAGGAACUCGCUCUUCGCAUGAGUAUUUUCUACUCUGGUUCUCUCCUCAGUGGUGCCUUUGGAAAUCUCAUCGCAGCCGGUAUCCUCUCAGGUCUCGCGGGGGCCCGAGGAAUGGCAGCCUGGCAAUGGUUGUACAUCAUUGAAGGCUCAGUCACCAUAUUCAUCGGCAUCCUCAUCAUGUUGUUCCUUCCUGACUUCCCCGAAACCUGGAAGCUUCUUAGCCCUGAGAUGAAGGCUGUCGCCAUGAAACGUCUUGCCAUUGAUGCCUCGGAAGCCGACGCUGACGAAGCUGGUGGCAUGAGCCAAUGGCGUGGUGCAAAGCUCGCUUUCACCGAUAAACGCACCUACCUGUUCGCCAUCGCAUACAUGUGUAUCGCCGCCGCGACUGGUUUCCAGUACUUCUUCCCCACCCUCACCAAGACUCUGGGCUACAGCAAUAUCGUCUCUCUGUUGCUUGUUGCGCCACCCUACGUAUUCAUGGUUGGCUACUCCAUCCUUCACAACCAUUUGUCGGACAAAUACCAAAUGCGAUUCGUCGCGUUCAUAAUUCCUGUCCCAAUCUCCAUCGUUGGAUUCAUCAUCUUCAUGACAACAUCCAGCUUCGGCCCCCGUUAUCUGUCGCUGUUUUUGAUGAACUUUGCAUUCUGCAUGAUCGGCACCUUAUUCGGAUGGAUUGGUUCUACCAUUGCUCGUCCCAAGGCAAAGCGUGCUGCUGCAUAUGCCUUUAUCAAUUCCAUUGCUAAUUCGGCCAGUAUCUGGACUCCUUACACCUAUCGCGAUCAGGAUGCGCCUCACUAUCGCCCUGCACUCGGUAUCUGUAUUGCCAUGCUGGGAGUAGCUUUUAUAAUUGGUGUGAUCUUGUAUUUUGAUCUCAGGGCGGAGAACAAGCGACUUGAGCGUCUGGAGAAUGAAGACGGUAUCUUGACUGAACGCGACAUGCGACGAUUGCAGAAGACCGCUGAAGUGGAAGGAAUUGACAUUGCGGCUGCUCGUCGGCUGCAGAAGGGAUUCCGUUAUGUUCUGUAA
Messenger RNA from Talaromyces amestolkiae, 1536 nucleotides. RefSeq lists its product as uncharacterized. The transcript is spliced from 2 exons. Gene Ontology annotation, molecular function: transmembrane transporter activity. The coding region runs from base 1 to 1536 and encodes 511 amino acids. Gene Ontology annotation, biological process: transmembrane transport. The record is from RefSeq and is a predicted model, not a curated record. NCBI's taxonomy places the organism in Eukaryota, Fungi, Ascomycota, Eurotiomycetes, Eurotiales, Trichocomaceae. Gene Ontology annotation, cellular component: membrane.